Solanum tuberosum (potato) is the source of this 990-nucleotide messenger RNA. RefSeq names its product vestitone reductase-like. Gene Ontology annotation, molecular function: oxidoreductase activity, acting on the CH-OH group of donors, NAD or NADP as acceptor. The coding region runs from base 1 to 990 and encodes 329 amino acids. Lineage: Eukaryota; Viridiplantae; Streptophyta; Magnoliopsida; Solanales; Solanaceae. The transcript is spliced from 3 exons. The record is from RefSeq and is a predicted model, not a curated record.
AUGAGUGCUCAAGAAUAUUCUCUAAAAUUCACGAAGUUGUCCAAGUAUGCUCCGUCUUUGGUGGCAAAUCUGAGGGAUGAGAUGAGUCGAUUUGUGACCGAUGUGUCCAACUUGAUUGAAGAAGAAUGUCAUGCGGUAAUGCUACAUGAUAAUAUGGAUAUAUCGCGUAUAAUGGUGUAUGCUCAACAAAUUGAGGAGACAAAUCUUAGGAAUACGAAUAUGGAAGUGAAGAGAGCAAGGACCGAUGAUGGAAAUUCUUCUAAUGAUGACAAGAAGGAUGUAAUGUACCUCACAAAUCUCCCAGGUACACAAGAAAAGUUGAAUAUUUUUAAUGCUGAUCUACAAAAGCCACAAAGUUUCAAUGCAGCAAUUGAAGGCUGCAUUGGUGUAUUUCAUGUUGCACAUCCAAUUGAUUUUGAGAACAAAGAAACUGAAGAAACAAUAACGCAAAAAUCAAUUGAUGGGGCAAUAGGUAUUUUACAGGCAUGUCUCGAUUCAAAAACAGUUAAACGCGUUGUAUACACUUCUAGUGCAGUUAUGGUUGUGGGUACUGGAAGUUCCAACAUAAUCGAUGAAUGCUCGUGGACAGAUAUAGAUGUUAUGAGCACAUUGAAGCCUUUUGCAAGUUCUUACGCGAUUAGUAAGACAUUAACAGAAAAAGCAGCUCUAGAAUUUGCUGAAAAAAAUGGUAUCGAUCUUGUGAUUGUAAUCCCAACUUGGAUACAUGGUACCUUUAUUACUCCUCAAAUUCCUGGUUAUGUUCGUUCAUCCAUGGAUAUGAUUCUUGGUCAUCAAAAUUUUAGUAUGAGUUACCCUCCAAUUAUACCUUUUGAACAUGUAGAUGAUGUGACAAAUGCUCAUAUUUUCCUUUUUGAAAAUCCUAAUGCAAAAGGGAGGUAUAUUUGCUCAGCUGUUGAAAUAACAGAGGAAAAGCUAGUUGAGUUUCUUUUGACAAGAUAUCCUGAAUUUCAAAAACAAAUUGCCACGUAA